Electrophorus electricus (electric eel) is the source of this 1683-nucleotide messenger RNA. RefSeq names its product relaxin family peptide receptor 3.3a2 (gene rxfp3.3a2). The record is from RefSeq and is a predicted model, not a curated record. Gene Ontology annotation, biological process: calcium-mediated signaling; immune response; cell chemotaxis. Lineage: Eukaryota; Metazoa; Chordata; Actinopteri; Gymnotiformes; Gymnotidae. Gene Ontology annotation, molecular function: C-C chemokine receptor activity; C-C chemokine binding. Gene Ontology annotation, cellular component: membrane; external side of plasma membrane.
UCUUUGCUGAUUUGAAACGUUUAACCCUUCGGCAUGAGCAACUAGGCCGGUAGUUAAAGGGAACCUUUUAUUUGCUAUGCAGGCGUUAGGCAGACAGGUACAGAAAGCACCAGCUGUGGCGCAUUUUGCAGAGAGAAUGGCAGAAGGUGUUAACCAAAGCGCAUGGGGCGCACUUAACAGAAGUAUAACAGACCAGCAAAAGUUUAACAGGCUGGAGGAUAUUGACGUGAUCGCCGACGAAAGUCUAAUAUUGAGGAUAAUCAUUUCAGUAGUUUACUCCGUGGUGUGCUCUGUGGGUCUCGUGGGCAACCUGUUGGUGUUUUUUCUUAUGAAAAUAAGGCAGGGAAGAAAGGAAUCGACGAUUAACGUUUUUGUGCUGAAUUUAGCUGUUACCGACUUCCAGUUUGUCCUUACUUUGCCCUUCUGGGCUGUGGACACAGCGAUGGACUUCAGCUGGCCAUUUGGGAACGCAAUGUGCAAAAUCAUUUUAUCAGUUACUGUGAUGAACAUGUACGCCAGCGUGUUUUUUCUGACGGCGAUGAGUAUCGCACGGUACUGGUCCGUAGCGUCUGGUUUAAAGGACAGUACUCGGCGGCGGUUCGUGUCAUUGAAAUGGGUUUGUGCGGCGUUAUGGGUUCUGGCUUCGGUAGCCACGGCGCCGACUUCUGUUUUCUCUGCUGUGACAGUUGUUGCAGGCGAAAAGCUAUGCCUCCUGAGAUUUCCGGAUGGCCAUCACUGGCUUGCACUGUACCAUCUGCAGAAAAUAUUAGUUGCUUUUAUUUUGCCGAUGAUUAUAAUUUUAAUCUGCAAUUUACUGCUUUUGCAGUUUAUUCGCCAGAGGACAAUGAAAAACAACCGUCCACGGAGGCGAUAUAGGAUUACAAAGUCAGUGACAGUAUUGGUUCUUUCAUUUUUUGUUUGCUGGAUGCCAAACCAUGCAAUCACUCUGUGGGGUGUCCUUGUGAAAUUCAAUGCAAUACACUGGGACAAAACAUAUUAUAUGGUCCACACCUAUUUAUUCCCAUUGACUGUUUGUUUUGCCCACGCUAACAGUUGUUUGAAUCCAGUUUUGUAUUGUUUAAUGCGAAGAGAGUUUAGAAGGAAGCUGAAGAAUCUGUUCUGGAGAUUUUCCUCUCCUGUUAUCUCAAAGACUUGUAAAUUGUAUGCGUACGGAGAUGCCAUCAACCAAGACAAAGAAGUCGCAAAUAUCGAGAUCCCAUUAAAGGUGAUUGCCGCCGACUCCAGUCAACAUCCAAAAAUGUUGGCACCAGUCAUUUACUAACAAUGUUCAUUUUGCCAGAAAGACACGUAAAUAUCGAUGACAUUAUUUCUGAUGACUGAGAGGUGUGCAAAACGUUUAAUUUACCGGUCUCCAUUGACGUUUGGUUUUGAGCGACUUUGUUUCAUUGUUCUCAAUUACACAGUGCCCGGAAGACAUCGAUGACAAACCUAAUGACUGUGAUUAGAACCGUGUAUUGUUUUGUGUCUUUUCAAAGUCCUCCACUCGGCGUAUUCCACGACGAUUUAUGUCUUCAGUACCACAAUUAAGUGACUGUAGUAAGUCCUUAGUGGGGCAUGACCGUGCAAUUACUCAAAAGCAAACCAAUGUUAUCGAUUACAUGAGCAUUAUUUUACUGCACUGGAAUUUGCUUCAGAACCAAACACUAAAAUUAUGUCUGUAAA